Molecule: messenger RNA, 3547 nt
Organism: Panicum hallii
Lineage: Eukaryota; Viridiplantae; Streptophyta; Magnoliopsida; Poales; Poaceae
Product: protein unc-13 homolog
Exons: 5
Coding region: 124-3066 (980 amino acids)
Source: RefSeq, a predicted model, not a curated record
CUCUCCUCUCCUCUCCCCUCCCCACUAGAGAGAGCGGGACCUAGCACGCGAGGAGAGAGGCGGGGAGAGAGGCAGGCAAGCCGCGAGGCCACCGCCGACGCCGACGCUGACACCGCCGCCGCGAUGGCUCGCCUGUUCCGCGAGUCCCGCCGGGACUCGUCCCACUCCUCCUCCUCCAACGGCUUCCUCCCGCCCGCGGCGGCGGCCUCCUCCUCCUCGGCCCUCCCCUCGCCGUUCCCGGACCUCGGGGUCCCGCUCACGGCCGCGGACCUCCGGGAGGCCGCCUACGAGGUGCUGGUCGCGGCGUCCCGCACCACGGGCGGGAAGCCGCUCACCUACAUCCCCCAGUCCGCGUCGGGCGCGGCGGCGCCGGCGUCCCCUGCCUCGUCCGCGUCCUCGGUCUCCUCCGCCUCGCUCCAGCGCUCCCUCACCUCCGCCGCCGCCAGCAAGAUGAAGAAGGCGCUCGGCCUCCGCUCCUCCGCCUCCUCCAAGGGCGUCGGCAGCCCCGGGAGCGGCGGCAAGGCGGCCGGGCCCCCGCGGAGGCCCGCCACGGUCGGGGAGCUCAUGCGGGUGCAGAUGCGCGUCUCCGAGCCCGCCGACGCCAGGAUCCGCAGGGGGCUCCUCCGCAUCGCCGCCAGCCAGCUUGGCAGACGUGCGGAAUCUAUGGUAUUGCCCUUGGAAUUCCUGCAACAGUUCAAGGCAUCAGAUUUCCCAGAUCCUCAAGAGUAUGAAGCAUGGCGGAGUAGGAAUUUAAAGCUUCUUGAGGCUGGUUUGCUUCUUCACCCACUUGUUCCACUGAACAAAUCAGAUAGUUCUGCACAACGGUUGCGCCAAAUUAUACGUGGUGCAUAUGAUAGGCCACUUGAAACUGGGAAAAACUCUGAGUCAAUGCAGAGCCUACGCACUUCUGUCAUGUCCCUUGCUGGAAGGUCUCAUGAUGGAACUUCUGAUGGAUGCCACUGGGCAGAUGGUUUCCCCUUGAACCUGCAUCUCUACCAAAUGUUGGUAGAAGCUUGCUUUGAUAAUGAUGAGGGCACUGUGGUUGAUGAGAUCGAUGAGGUGAUGGAGCUCUUGAAGAAAACCUGGGUUAUUCUUGGAAUCAAUGAGAUGCUCCACAACCUUUGCUUUACUUGGGCAUUGUUCAACCAUUUUGUUAUGUCUGGUCAAGUAGAUAUCGAGUUACUUUCUGCUGCAGAGAAUCAGUUAGCUGAAGUUGCUAAGGAUGCCAAGACCACAAAAGACCCAAAUUACUGUAAAGUUUUAAGUUCAACAUUAAGCUCAAUAAUGGGUUGGACUGAGAAAAGACUUCUGGCAUAUCAUGAGACCUUCAAUACAAGUAAUAUCGAGUCUAUGCAAGGCAUUGUCUCCAUUGGAGUGUCAGCUGCUAGGGUUCUUGUUGAAGAUAUAUCCCAUGAAUAUCGUCGUAGAAGGAAAGAAGAGACUGAUGUAGCUCGCAGCAGGGUAGAGACCUACAUAAGGUCUUCACUCCGCACAGCUUUUGCCCAAAGAAUGGAAGAAGCGGAUUCAAAACGUUCAUCAAGAAACCCUACUCCAGUGCUUUCUAUUCUUGCAAAGGACAUCGGUGACCUAGCUAUAAAGGAGAAAAAAUUGUACAGUCCAAUACUGAAGACAUGGCAUCCCCUUGCUUCAGGUGUUGCUGUUGCAACCCUUCAUUCUUGUUACAGAAAUGAGCUGAAGCAGUUCGUAGCUGGGCUUACAGAGCUGACGCCAGAUACAGUUCAGGUGCUUAAAUCAGCAGACAAAUUAGAGAAGGAUCUUGUUAAUAUUGCUGUAGAAGAUUCUGUGGAUAGUGAUGAUGGAGGCAAGUCACUGAUCAGAGAAAUGCCUCCGUAUGAAGCUGAAAAUGCAAUUGCUAAUCUGGUGAAAGUGUGGAUAAAAGAAAGGGUAGAUAGACUCAAGGGAUGGGUUGACCGGAAUUUGAAGCAAGAGACCUGGAAUCCAGGUGCCAACAGGGAGAAUUUCGCUCCCUCUUCAGUGGAGAUGCUUCGGGUUAUUGGUGAAACGUUGGAUGCAUUUUUCGAAUUGCCUAUACCAAUGCAUCCAGCUCUUCUUCCUGAUCUGACAACCGGACUCGAUAGAAGCUUACAGCUUUACGUGUCUAAAGCAAAAUCUGGCUGUGGAACACGGAAUUCCUUUAUGCCCCAAUUACCUCCAUUAACGCGAUGCGAGGUUGGCUCCAAGUUAUUAUUCAAGAAAAAGGAGAAGCCACAAAAUCUGCAGGUUCGUGUAUCUCAAAAUGGAACAACAAAUGGAAAUGAUCCCUUGGGCCUCCCUCAACUGUGUGUGCGCUUGAACACACUUCAGUACGUCCGAGGUGAGCUUGAGAACCUAGAGAAGAAGAUAAAAACAUGCUUGCGGAAUGUCGAGUCAGCUCAGGCAGAUAUCACAGAUGGAUUGGACAUCAAGUUUGAGCUUUGUCAGGCAGCCUGUCAAGAAGGCAUUCAGCAGAUCUGUGAGACGACUGCAUAUAAGGUGACGUUCUAUGACUUGGGCCAUGUUCUCUGGGACACCCUUUACAUUGGUGAUACCGCAACAAACAGGGUGGAGGUACUGUUGAGAGAGCUUGACCCUGUCCUUGAGACGAUAUCUGGUAUGGUGCACAAUAAAGUGCGGAACCGUGCUAUUACUGCGCUGAUGAAAGCAACUUUUGAUGGUUUCUUGCUGGUGCUUCUUGCUGGUGGUCCUUUGCGUGCUUUCACCCGCCAGGACUCUCAGAUAAUUGAAGAUGACUUCAGGGCCCUCAGAGAUCUGUAUUUGGCGGAUGGGGAUGGUCUGCCAGAAGAAUUAGUUGACAAGGCCUCCUCCCAGGUGAAGAAUGUCCUGCCCCUCUUCAGAGCAGACUCUGAAAGCCUCAUCGAGCGAUUCAAACGUAUGAUGGUUGAAUCAAAUAGGUCAGCGUCCAAGAACAGGUUACCAUUGCCUCCAACGACAGGGCAUUGGAGUCCGAAUGAGCCUAACACGGUCCUGCGAGUUCUGUGCUAUCGGAGCGAUGAGACAGCUACAAAGUUCCUGAAGAAAACUUACAACCUACCGAAGAAGAUUUGAUUCGGUUCAGGGGAUAGAUCACACACCGUAUGUACAUUUUCCGCCAUCACCAUCAAGAUAUUUUUACUCAGGGUCAUCUAUGCGUCGUCCCACCUCCCUCCUGAAGUGCCGAGGACCAAGGAUGUACCCCACUGCAGAGGUUGCACUGAAAGAGCACCUGAUAGAAUGAUUACAACGAGGAAGUCUAGUUCUGUGGUGCCGAGAGGGGCGUUACUGGAUUUUUUUGGGUGAUUCGUGUCAUGGGUAGGUUGGGGGUGGAUGAUGGAUUACUUACAGCUCGAUUUGUUCAUUAUAUUAUAUAUGUUUGCCUAAUCCAGUUCUUUUGCUGACCUUGUGCUCGUGUAUUUUGAUUCAUUCUAGCUUGUAACAGAUAUACCCAGCGUGUGAAUAAGUUGUGUACUCGCGUGCUACCGUCUGGUGCUUUUGACGUGACAUUUGUAUAUUUUUCCGGCAUUCUGCACUCCACUGUCUACAGCUUUUU